Molecule: messenger RNA, 534 nt
Organism: Spathaspora passalidarum NRRL Y-27907
Lineage: Eukaryota; Fungi; Ascomycota; Pichiomycetes; Serinales; Debaryomycetaceae
Exons: 1
Coding region: 1-534 (177 amino acids)
Biological process (GO): positive regulation of DNA-templated transcription
Cellular component (GO): nucleus
Molecular function (GO): chromatin DNA binding; transcription coactivator activity
Source: RefSeq, a predicted model, not a curated record
AUGUCGAUUAACAACAUUGUUUUGAAGAACAACUAUGCUAGCCUAUUAGGUUCAAGUGCGUAUGAAACUCCAUUUGAACUUAGUGGCGAUGGCUUGGAGAUAUUAAAGUAUCAUACGUCUACUCCAAGACAAACACUCACAAUUACACAAAAGGAUCAAUCAGAGAAUCACCACUUGAAGGUCACAGCCAAGGAUGGAUUUGUAUACUUGACAAACAAAAGAUUGGUGUUUAUAACUUCUACACAAGGCGAUAUGGACACAUUUCUGAUCGAUCUUAAUUUGGCACCAGUGUUACAAUUGUCUCAUAAAUUACAAGCACCGUGGUUUGGCCCCAACUACUGGGAAUUCAUGUUUUAUAGUGCUGCAGAACCCCAGUUUGCUAGUGAUGGGUUUCCCAAGAACCAAUACUUUAAGGGAGAAAUCAGGUUUCAUGACGGUGGGUUAUUCACAUUUGUGGAUCUACUAAAUAAAGUGGUUCAUGAUUGUGUCAAUAAUCGAGAGAUUGACGAGGAAUUACCGCAAUACUCAGCUUAA